GCAGCAUCCGGCUGUGUACUGUCUCCUACUAACCUCUCUCUCCCUGAGCCUUGAGCCACGGCCCUAAACCUACGCCCCUCAGACACUUGGCACGGACUAACCAGGGGCCUUUUUUCUAACACCACAUUUAGAGCCUGCUGAGAAGGAUUACAAAGUUAGGCUGUUAGGGACAAAGUUUCUGCUAGUUACAGCUGAGUCAUUUGGGAGUUUCUUCUUUGGAGGAGGAAGUAUGGUCUCUUGUUUGGUUGAGUAGGAUCUUUGGUGGCAGAACCUUUCUUGGAUUUGACUUUUGGUUUUUCUUUUAUUUGAAGAAAGAAGUUGAACACCUCUGGUUUCUCUUUUCUUUCCGUGUGGACGUGUUUAUUGGAGAGGUAGAGAAGCGAGGGAGGGAGCAGCAUGGAGGAGGGAAGCAGACGGAGGCUUGGAUUGAUGAACGGAUGAAUAGAAGGUGGAGAGAAAGAGCCUGGUCUAGUGAUGUGGUCUACAAUGUUGAUUUUGGGGCAGUAACUCGCAGCACCACAAACGAGAUAAACUUGGUAGUGGUGCAUGUUAACACUAGUGUACACUUGGUAGUGUUCAUGUUAACCCUCUUCUAAAGAGGCAGUCAUGUUGCUUGUACAGGCUGGUGUAUGUCUUCGUCAGAACCUUCCUGAGCCCUGGAUCACUGGGGCAGUACGGAGCUGCUGAAUCUAACACGAUCAAACUCCUGCUCCAACUGGGAUCCUCCUCUGUCUCCCUGAGUUCCUGAGUCCCUAGGGAAUAUACAGACUUCUGCUGGGUUUUUGUUGUUUAACUACAUUAUAUCUGAUAAGACCCAGUGGGUCGACCCCUACAGAUGCUGUCAGAGAGGUCCUCGGCAACCGUUGGGAUGCGUUGUUGGAACGCCGGUGGUUGGAACGUUGGUGUUGGUGCCGGGAUGCGGGGGCGGGAGAGGGGUACCGGGACGACACGGAUCAUCACCCUGUGGAUUAUCUGGUCCAGCUGGCUCUGCUGGACGGCCAACGCACAGAUGAAGAUACCGCCCGAAACGGUUCAACAAUGGGCCGUCUCCUAUGGAAAACAAAUCAUUGCUCUUUCAACAAAAUACUCUGGUGCUCUUCUACUCCAAAAGAAAUACAAAGACAUUGAGCCCACGGUGAAGAUGGAGGAGGUGGACGGGGAGGAACUGGUGAAGAAGUUUGCUGAGGAGAUGGAGGGCAUGCUGGGUAGGAAGAUGAAGUCCGUGAAGAGACUGGCGGAGGCGGCGGAGGACGCUGAUUUAUACCAUGAGUUCAACGCUACCUUAGAGUUUGACUACUAUAACUCUAUGCUGAUCAACUCAGUGGAUAAUGAUGGGAACGCCAUAGAGCUGGGAGGAGAGUUUCCUCUGGAAGAGAAUGAACACUUCAACAAGCUCCAGGUCAACACUCUGCAGAGCGACAUACAGGUCCCCACCAACGUGUACAACAAAGACCCUGGUAUUCUAAAUGGGGUGUACAUGUCGGAGGCCCUGAACGAUGUGUUCGUGGAUAACUUCCAGAAGGACCCUACUCUAACCUGGCAGUACUUUGGCAGCGCCACUGGCUUCUUCAGACUCUACCCAGGCAUCGCAUGGACCCCAGAUGAGAAUGGUGUAGUCACGUUCGACUGCAGGAACAGAAACUGGUACAUCCAGGCUGCGACGUCUCCCAAGGACAUCAUCAUCGUAGUGGACGUCAGCGGGAGUAUGAAGGGUCUUAGGCUCACUAUCGCCAAGCACACUAUUAACACCAUUCUGGACACACUAGGGGAGAACGACUUUGUCAACGUCAUCGCCUACAGCGACUAUGUCCAAUACGUGGAACCCUGCUUCAAGGGCACCCUGGUCCAGGCUGAUCUGGACAACCGAGAGCACUUCAAGUUGCUGGUUGAAGAGCUCCAUGUAAAAGGAGAGGGUAAAGUCAAGAAGGCCAUGAAGGAAUCCUUCAAAAUCCUCAAUGAGGCUGCAUCGCUGGGUCAGGGCAGUCUCUGUAACCAGGCCAUCAUGCUGAUCACUGACGGAGCCAUGGAGGACUAUGAGGAAGUGUUUCAGGAGUUCAACUGGCCAGAACGCAGGGUCCGUGUGUUUACCUACCUUAUUGGUCGAGAGGUGACCUUCGCUGACACAGUGAAGUGGAUUGCCUGCAACAAUAAAGGUUACUACACACAUGUCUCCACUCUGGCCGAUGUUCAGGAGAAUGUCAUGGAGUACCUUCACGUUCUGAGUCGACCAAUGGUCAUCAACCAUGAUCAUGACAUCAUCUGGACAGAGGCUUACAUGGACAGUGCGCUGUUCAACACCCAGGCUCAAAGCCUGCUCCUCAUGACCUCUGUAGCCAUGCCUGUGUUCAGCAAGAAGAAGGAGACGUUGUCCCAUGGUAUUCUGCUGGGGGUGGUGGGUACUGACGUCCCUCUGAGAGAACUGAUGAGGCUGGCUCCUAGAUACAAGCUGGGUGUCCAUGGUUACGCCUUCCUCAACACCAACAAUGGUUAUAUCCUCUCCCACCCUGACCUCCGACCCCUGUAUAAGGAGGGAAAGAAGCUGAAGCCUAAACCCAACUACAACAGCGUUGAUCUGGCUGAGGUGGAGUGGGAGGACACAGACGAGACAUUGAGAACUGCCAUGGUAAAAGGAGAGACAGGUACUCUGUCCUUAGACGUCAGAGCCACGGUAGAGAAAGGGAGAAGAGUCAUGUUCCUGAAGAAUGACUACUUCUACACAACCAUCAACGAGACGCCAUUCAGUCUUGGCAUGGUGCUGACCAGAGGGCAUGGUGAAUACAUCUUCCUAGGGAACGUGUCGGUAAAGGAAGGCCUCAAUGACCUGAUGCAGCCAGAUGUGUCCAUCGCAAAUGAGUGGACCUACUGUGAGACAGACAUUGACCCUCACCACCGCAAGCUGACCCAGCUCCAGGCUGUGUUUCGAUACCUCACUGGGAAGGAACCUGAUCUGGAGUGUGAUGAGGAACUGUUGAGACAGACUCUGUUUGAUGCUGUGGUCACAGCCCCCAUGGAGGCCUACUGGACAGCCAUGAUGCUGAACCCAUCUGGUAUGGACGAGGGGGUGGAGACUGCGUUCCUGGGGACCAGGUCUGGUCUGAUGAGGGUCUCCAGAUACGUGGGCAUUGAGAAACGUGUUGCCAAGAAAUUCCUAGCUCCGUCGGACAAGGAGAACAUCUUUACAAUGGACCACUUCCCCGUGUGGUAUCGUCGCGCUGCAGAGUACCCCGCCGGCAAGUUCCUGUAUUACAUCCCCAAAGAGGACACCAGAGAGGUGUCAGGGAGGAUGGUGAUCGCCACCACAGCUGUGACUGUCACCGUGGGCAAGAAGACUGCAGUGGCUGGAGCCAUUGGGGUUCAGAUGACACUGGACCUGUUAGAGACCAGGUUCUGGGCUACAGCUAAGCAGCCCAACGACACAGACUGCUCUAACACAGAAGGGAUUUGUCCGCUGACAUGUGAGGCCAUGGACCUGGCCUGCUACCUCAUCGACAACAAUGCUUUCAUAAUCGUCUCCAAAGAAAAAAACCAU
Molecule: messenger RNA, 3529 nt
Organism: Coregonus clupeaformis (lake whitefish)
Lineage: Eukaryota; Metazoa; Chordata; Actinopteri; Salmoniformes; Salmonidae
Product: voltage-dependent calcium channel subunit alpha-2/delta-4-like
Cellular component (GO): voltage-gated calcium channel complex
Molecular function (GO): voltage-gated calcium channel activity
Source: RefSeq, a predicted model, not a curated record